CACUCGCCUAAUUGGUCGCGCCUAACCAGCACCACAGCGUCUAAGAUUCCCACAUUAAAAUGAGCUGUCCUGAUGAUAUAGAGCUUAAAAUAAUCCAAGAGGAAGAUCGUCAACAAAUCCGUGAAAUCUUGAGAAAAUAUUUUUUCACCGAUGAGCCCUUAACGGGCUACACAGAACCGCAAGGAGUGGCUUCACCAGGGGAGGAGGAAUUUCUUUUGGACAACAUCAAAUAUGGUAGCUGUGUUAUGGCGGUGCAUAAACCAAGCAAUAAAAUUAUUGGUGCUUGUAUAGCCGGGCCACAGGGUAUAGAUGAGGCCGACCAAUUGUUUGAAGCAGCUGCCAUAGAAGGCAACACCAAAUGGGGGAAAAUUUUAAAGCUACUCGGCUGCAUUGAACGUGAUGCCAAGGUUGGUCAACGUUAUGGCGUUGAGAGAAUUCUCUAUAUCAUUGGAACAUGUGUGGAUCACACGAUGCGUGGUCGGAAUAUUGCUGCGAGAUUCUAUGAUUUUCUACGAGAUUUGGGUAGAGAGAAGGGUUAUCAACUGCUGAGGGCCGAUUGCAGCAGUUUCUAUUCGGCCCGAAUCAAGGAGCACCAGGGUUGGGAUUGUAUCAACACAGUUGUUUACAAGGAGUAUUUGGAUGAGAAUGGGAAGCCUGUUUUCGAUCCACCACCUCCACAUGUUUGCUGUAAAUCGUAUGCCUUGAGAUUGUGAAGGAAGUUGAUCAACAAAUUUUGAGGAUUGAU
Musca domestica (house fly) is the source of this 745-nucleotide messenger RNA. Its product is annotated as arylalkylamine N-acetyltransferase-like 2. The coding region runs from base 60 to 713 and encodes 217 amino acids. NCBI's taxonomy places the organism in Eukaryota, Metazoa, Arthropoda, Insecta, Diptera, Muscidae. The transcript has a single exon. The record is from RefSeq and is a predicted model, not a curated record. Gene Ontology annotation, molecular function: N-acetyltransferase activity.